UUUUUUUUUUUUUUUGACUCGGUGGUUGUUCCCCGCAUCAUUCUCAAAGCGGCGGAGCAGAUUCUUCUCGUCCGAUGGGCGACAGCUGUGUACGGUGGUCCGAUCUCCCUCCUGAACUUUGGACGGUCAUCGGAAAAUACCUUGAUACCUAUAUCGAUGUCCUCAGAUGUCGCGGCGUCUGCCGAUCACUGCGUGCUUCGUUUCCUCCGUUCAACGACGUUUCUCCUGCUCUACCUCUCCACGUUCCUUCUCCUUGCAAUGACGACGCUGAUUAUCCAAUCAGAUACAGUAUACUCACACGAAAGAUAAUCUAUCGCCUCAGUCCCCUCGAUUUCCAUCAAACUAACGCGGUUUCUUCAUCUGCGGCGGCGAAGGGAUGGUUUGCCGUGGUGGAGACUACACAGAAAGGUAAACAGAAACAUAUGGUGGAGUGCGGCGGCGAGGUUUACGUGGUGGAUCGAUUCGAUGAUGUGAGUGACACUGAGACUGGUUCCAGUGAGAGCGAGAGUGGGAGUGAGAGUGAGGAAGAAGAAGAAGAAGAUGAAGAUGAAGAUGAAGAAGCAGAGGAAGAAGAAGAAGAAGAGGAAGAGGUUGAAAUCAAAGUGUAUAAAGUGGAUUUGGAUGAUGACUACCUAAGAAGAAGAUUGGAGGAGGUGGAGAAUUUAGGGAAUGAAGCGUUGUUCUUGAGGAAGAGGGAGAGCAGUUUCUCUGUUCCGGCAACAGAUUUGGAAGGAAUUCAAGGGAAUUGCAUAUAUUAUGCUCGAAGAUCAAUGAUGAUGAAGAAAGGAUUCUGAAUUCUGCAAAUCAUCCAUCCAAGAACUCAUUAGGUUUGUCCCUCGCUACUUCUUCUUCUUCUUCUUCUUGUUCUUAUUAGGGUUUAGGGGAGAAUCCAUUUUGAUUUUGAAAUUUACAAUUUGGUUGUGUUCAACAUUCAAUCUCAAAAUUCAUGCUCGUUUUUGUUUGGAAGUUUCAACAA
Molecule: messenger RNA, 976 nt
Organism: Cucurbita pepo subsp. pepo (vegetable marrow)
Lineage: Eukaryota; Viridiplantae; Streptophyta; Magnoliopsida; Cucurbitales; Cucurbitaceae
Source: RefSeq, a predicted model, not a curated record